UGAGGGAGGGUCGAUUUAGGAGAGAUGGAAACAACAAUGACACCACAAACCUGUGUUUGAGGGUAACUUUGGUUCCCAGACUGUCUUUCGAGUCUGUCUAAUAUAUGAUAUUGCUGGUCUGUAUGGUCCAGCAAACAACCCCCAUGUCGGACCCACUUCAUCGACCGACCUGGAACCCGGGCGCUCCCGACCAGACGAUGGCCUCCUAGAGCAGCUCGUGCCCCGCCCCGCGUCUACCGACGAUCGAGAAGGAGAGCGCCCCCCCUCCCUGAUGUCGGUGUGUGUUUACCUCACUCGUUUAGCACAAACAAAAGCUAUGAAGAAAGAGUGCAAUGCUGUUCUUUAAUCAUUAAGGCGAUAAGGAAAGACGUGAUGAAUCCCCCUUACUGGGAAAGCCUUCCAAGGGCCAGGUACGAUCAUGACCGACCUCAAUGUCCUGGAACAGAACAAGACAUGGGGCAAUACACAUUGAACUACAAUGAUCAACAUUAUCACCAGGAUCACUAUAGAUACCAUCAAAGAGAACCACAAAGACCAACCAGGAGGAUGGACUAUGGACAGCACAGCAUUCCUUCUCCUUCUCCAUCUCCUGGUCUUAUUAGUUGCAGAGAACCGUCCGUAGAUCUUGGAUCAGACAGGACCGUUAUCCCAGACGGAACAUCAGUGGAAUUAGCUGAGAUAGACAAUGAGCUGGAGAGAAAGAAGAAAAAACUUGAAGAAAUCGAGAAUAGGAUUAUUCGGAAGAAAGCUGCAAUUGCCUUGAAGAAAAUCUUGCCCUACUUGAGAAAAACCGAUGAGCUAUCUGACAAUCCAUUAGACGACCAGAAAGACUUAGUAGAGAGUUGUUUAACUACUACUAAUGAAUCUUCUCUGAAGGAGAGGGUGAACUCCAUUUUGCAGCUAAGGAAGUCUCUCGGCUUUCCAAAGAUGCACAGCAGAGACCCAAAGAGCUCCACAACAUAUGGGGUCGGCCGGCAGGAAGAUCAUCCCCUGAAGCUUCGUGUGAAGACACUGAUGGACAACAGAUCGAGAACACUCCAAGAGAAUCCUAGUUUUCCACCACCGACUGCCACCCUGGAUUCUAGGAUGCGGCAUGCAGUUGAUGGUCCGAAGAUGCAGCUCAACCCUUACCCUCCAAUGGUAAAACUAUUUACUUUGAGGAAACAUGUUCUUAUUUGAGAUUGUCAUAACGCUUUGACAUAGUCUUAACAUUGCUGUUCAAUAUAUUCCAGGGACUAUUUAACAGUUUGUGUAAUAUUGCUAAUCAUAGUUAUUUGCAAUGUGUUAACUAUCCUCAGACUUCUCUAAGGUGUUUGUUUUCUCUAUCUCUACCUCCCAUAAGGCCGUUCAUCAUGCCUUUUUUUUAAUGGCCUCUGAUUGUAGUCGCUGAGCUUCUUUGCAGGAUAAUGGUGGACCUGCAUUAACACCCCUUCCCAAAACAGAGCCGGAGCCAACCUGAAUCCAGCCCAGUUUAUGAGCCGUGGCCUACAGAGGGCGGUCAGACGAUGCAGGUGGACCCCUACCCACCCAUGGCCAGACCACAUGUUGACUGUCAGUCUCCUAAGGAGAGAGCUAAGGAGUCUCCAAGCCAAGACCCUGGACCUGGACCGAUGCCUGGAUUAUCUGCAGGCUUCCAGCACGUCCAGCCUCACGGGAGAUCACGGACUCCACGCCCGGCCUCGCCACCCCCUGCGCCCCCAGAGAGACCCGCCAUAGCCCGCGGCAUGCAGCGGUUUCUCAACUUGCUUAACAAAGGGGUGGACAUGGACUUGUUCACCAGUAUCGUCAACGACGACAGCAAGUCCGUCACCUCGGAUGUGGUGCUCCCGCUAAACAAGCCCCCGCGGAGAGAGCCUUCCAGGUCGGAGAACGAUCGGGCCGAACCUCAUCUGAAGAACAGCCGUCCGAGUCAGUCUGAGCCCCGGAGCCGUAGUCGAUGGAGCACUGAGCUCCCCGACACUGAAGGGUCUCCCAAAGAGAGGAGCAACUCCGCUGCUGAUGAUGGCAGAGGCAUCUCUGCCAUCAUCAGCAGCAGCAGCAGACAUUGUCCUUUAAGCAGUGCAUCCAGUGGCCCGCGGGCGGAAGAAGAGAAUCCAAUGCAGUUACAGCUCCAGAACAUUCUGGAGACCCUGGGUUUGAGCCUGGACAAGGAGGAGAUGAGUGGACUCACAAGCCGCACUGACGAGAGGCUCAACGGGAAGAGGAAGGACAACGGACAGGGGCUCCACAACCCGUCAGGCAGUGAGAUGCCCUUUGAGCCGGCUCCUGAACCCUGUGACGGUACUUCCACCUCCGCUCCUCCCCAGUCCCGUCCUGCCGGCCGCCCUCCCCCCCAGCACACCAAGGGAGAGGGCAUCGUGGAGGGCAGGAAGAGGAGGCGGCUCUCUCCCUGCAGCCAAUCAGUGGACAGAAGCUCUGGGGAAAGCGGACAAAGAGGGAGAAGAACCGAUGGCCACAAGAGGCGGGAGACGGACAGCUGCGGAGACGCGGGGACGGACCCGACGUGGGACGGAGAGCCCAGUGGAGCCUCAAGGGCAGAGAAGAGGCAGAAGAGAGGUCGCCAUGGAGACCCCGAGACAUACAGCAGGCAGGAGGGAGAUCGCCAUGGAGACUUGGAGACAUACAGGAGGAAGGAUGGAGACCCCGAGACAUACAGGAGAAAGGAUGGAGAUCGCCAUGGAGUCCCGGAGACAUACAGGAGGCGGGAUGGAGAUCGACAUGGAGACUCGGAAACAUGCAGGAGACAGGAUGGAGAUCACCAUGGAAUCCCCAAGACAUACAGCAGGCAGGAUGAAGAUCGCCAUGGAGACCCAGAGACAUACAGGAGACGGGAUGGAGAUCGCCAUGGAGACUCGGAGACAUACAGGAGGCGGGAUGGAGAUCGCCAUGGAGACUCGGAGACAUACAUGAGGCAGGAUGAAGAUCGCCAUGGAAACCCCGAGACAUACAGCAGGCAGGAUGGAGAUCGCCAUGGAGACCCUGUGACAUACAGGAGGAAGGAUGGAGAUCGCCAUGGAGACCCCGUGACAUACAGGAGACAGGAUGGAGAUCGCCAUGGAGACCCAGAGACAUACAGCAGGCAGGAUGAAGAUCGCCAUGGAGACUCGGAAACAUGCAGGAGACAGGAAGGAGAUCACCAUGGAAACCCCAAGACAUACAGCAGGCAGGAUGAAGAUCGCCAUGGAGACCCAGAGACAUACAGGAGGCGGGAUGGAGAUCGCCAUGGCGACUCGGAGACAUACAGGAGGCGGGAUGGAGAUCGCCAUGGAGACCCAGAGACAUACAGGAGGCACGAGGGAGAUCGCCAUGGAGACCCCGAGACAUACAGGAGACAGGAUGGAGAUCGCCAUGGAGACUCGGAGACAUACAGGAGGCGGGAUGGAGAUCGCCAUGGAGACCCGGAGACGUACAGGAGGAAUGAUGAAGAUCGCCAUGGAGACUCGGAAACAUGCAGGAGACAGGAUGGAGAUCACCAUGGAAACCCCAAGACAUACGGGAAAAGAGAUCACAGGGGCGACAGAGUUAAGGUAAGCUCCCGCAGUCCCCAAGCUCGUCUGGCAAACCCGGACUCCAACUCUGCCUUAACGUUGCCAGGAACCACUUCAACCGAGUACUAUCAAAACGCUAAUUACCAUGGUAACGCCAUCAACGGUUCCUCCCACGUGAACACUCUUGGAGAUGCAACCCCCUACCCCCAUCUCUCUGCUUCUACCGGGGAACACAACCCCCCCUAUCCCCUCCCUGGCUCCGCCUCCUCCUAUCCCCUCCCUGGCUCCGCCUCCCCCUAUCCCCUCCCUGGCUCCGCCUCCCCCUAUCCCCUCCCUGGCUCCGCCUCCCCCUAUCCCCUCCCUGGCUCCGCCUCCUCCUAUCCCCUCCCUGGCUCCGCCUAUCCCCUCCCUGGCUCCGCCUCCUCCUAUCCCCUCCCUGGCUCCGCCUAUCCCCUCCCUGUCUCCGCCUCCUCCUAUCCCCUCCCUGGCUCCCCCUCCUCCUAUCCCCUCCCUGGCUCCGCCUCCUCCUAUCCCCUUCCUGGCUCCGCCUCCUCCUAUCCCCCCCCUGACGCCUCCUCCUAUCCCCUCCCUGGCUCCGCCUCCCCCUAUCCCCUCCCUGGCUCCGCCUCCUCCUAUCCCCUCCCUGGCUCCGCCUCCUCACCUGCUACCACCACUCCUCGACCUAAGCCUACUGAUGGCUUGCAGUUAGAAUACAUCCUUAACCCAGACCUGUCAAAGAGCGAGGGCCAGCAUUGGUCUGCGCAGCGCUGUCUGCAGGUUAUCAACAUAUGGCCUGCAAGUAAAAGGCGCUGCCUGACCAUACUGAAGAACACCUCUGCACCAACAAGUCCUGAAACGAUGACGGCCGGGAUACAAGGAGAGGUCCAUGCAAGCACUUGGACUGAAAUGAAGCCAGCUUUACCUAAGCCAGCUGCUCAGUUGGCGACCAAGCCUCCUCAGCGGCAGGAGAGAGUUACAGUCCAAAAGCAGGAGGUACUUGCAGUCCAAAAGCAGGAGGUACUUACAGUCCAAAAGCAAGAGGUACUUGGAGUCCAAAAGCAAGAGGUAGUCGUGAUCCAGGGGAGAAAACAAAGGAAAACGCCGACAGAAGAAGAAAGGAAGGCAGUACUGAAGGAAAAGCUUCUGGCAUUCAACCAGAAGAUGAAGCAGAGUCCCUUCAUGCCAGCGCCAGUGUCUAGUUGUACGUAUUCGGACCUGACAUAGCCUUGUUAUGCCAGGUUGGUGUUGGUUUUUAUUUCAAAAGACAUCUUCUGGAGCUACCGAACUUGUUAGAGCGGGAAGAAUCUCCGUCACCGUCAAACAGAGGACCUUUACGGAAGCAUUGCUUCAGUUUACCCAUAAUAUUAUGUCAGAGGUCUUUAGAUUUCUACGGACAGUUUUUUAAACGGUAACAUGUAAGGUAUUUCUUUG
This is a messenger RNA of Gadus macrocephalus (Pacific cod), 4919 nucleotides long. Its product is annotated as filaggrin-like. The transcript has 7 exons. The coding region runs from base 1506 to 4712 and encodes 1068 amino acids. The record is from RefSeq and is a predicted model, not a curated record. NCBI's taxonomy places the organism in Eukaryota, Metazoa, Chordata, Actinopteri, Gadiformes, Gadidae.